AUGCACUUCGCAAUGGAGGCGACGUUUCGGGAAGAGGAGACCUUUUGGGUGAUCCACGCCCUGGCCACGAGCAGCGCCAACGGCGCCUACCGCGACUACUUCGGGCAAUUCCCCGGAAGCUGGGCACAGGGGCCAGCUGAGGAUGCCUUGUUGCUGGACUGUGCUCUCGCAGUUCACGAGCCUGACCUGCGCAUGCGCUUGGCUGCUCUAGGGUGUCCGCCGGGCGCGCUCUUCUGGUCGCCCUUCCAACGGCUCUUUGCGGGCGUGCUUCUGUCCACGGUGUGGCGUCGCUUCUGGGACGUGCUCAUCGGAGAGUCCUCGGAUCCGCGCGCGCACCCGCACCCGCGCCACGUGCUGGUGGACUUGGCGUUCGGGAUCCUUCAAGGCUUGCGCGAGCCCAUCCUGCAGUGCCAAUCCCCGAUCGACUUGAGGGAGUUGCUGGAGGAUUUCUACUUGAAGCUAUGCGAUCCUGAGGAGAUGUUGGAUUUGCUGGUUCAGUCCGAGGCGUUGCUUUGGCAGGGAUUCAGCCGACACGAGGUCUUGCGUUUGUGGGACGCGACGUCCGAGAAGUUCACCAGGUUCUUGUGGCAGCACCGCAAUCAGGACCUAGCGCUUCGCCCGUUGGUGGAGCUGGAUCCCUUUGAGACCGCUCCGCACGCCUGGCUGACGCCAGACCUGGUUUUGAAGCAGGUGCUGCCAGCGCUGGACCUGGCUCAGUCCGACCUUCAAGCAAUCCCAGCAAGGGCGCUCCCACAGGCCUUGCUGGAGCUGAUCUUUUCGAGUGACUUCGUGGGUCUCACCUCUAGACUGGCCGCACUAGUGGGUGCCACCUGGACCGGACCCAGCCUGGACAUCGCACAGGCACCGCCCAGUAGCCCCGACUUCAACUUUGACAGGUGGGAAGGGGUCAUGGAGAAGCUCCCAGGUUGGAGUGGACAAGCAGAGGAGAUCUUUGCUGCCUUCCGCUUCGGCAGGCCUGAAGAGGAGCAAAUGAGCUUCACCGAGUUCAUCAUGGUACUCAUUUGCUGUGCACGAGGCACCGCGGCGCAGAAGGCCACGGCGCUCUUCGAGCUCUUCGCCGAUGCGCCUAGGCCCUUACCCGAGCUUCCUCACAGGAUCCCCAUCAGCCGUGCAGCUCAAGGUCUGGCCGAGCCACAAGAUGAAGAGGCAGCGGCCGCAGCGGGUCCGGCCUGUGUGACACUGCCGCCCUCCAAGAGCCCUGCAGUGCUGGAGAUCGAGGUUUGGGCCAACGACUAUGGCCUUUUGGCGGGCUACGUCUGCGUGCGCUCGCUUUGGCCCUUCACCAGCCUGAAGUGCCUGGACAACGAGGAGCUCCGACGGCGAGGCCUGCCCUUUGUGGUUUGGAGCUCCCGUGACCCUGCGGCCGCGUGCCGCGUGGGCGAGCUGCACUUGGGCAUUUCUUGGGCUCCCAGGAAUCAGCAGAAGCCACAAGUGGGCACUCUUUCACUUUGUGUGAACCGCUUGAGGCUCUUCGACCAAGCUGCCGAGAUGGAAGCGCUGGAGCUUCCAAGGCCUUCCCUCAAGGCAUUCGCUCUUGACCAGGAUGGACAGAGGCGCCCCAUUGUGCGGCAGGGCCAGCGUGGCUUCGCGCAGAUGGAUGGAUUGCUGCGCGCCUGGGCGUAUCAGCCCUUCCAGAGCCUCUCCUGGAUCUCCAAGGAUGCCCAGCUGAAUCCAGACAACUCUUGGACCUGGGGUCGGGACCUGCUCCACUCCACGAACGACUUGCGCAUGGCCGUGCCCGCGUUGCCACGCUGCCGGGAGGUGAUCAGCCUCCAGCGGUGUCGUCAAGUAGCCGAAGUGCUGGUGAGGCGCAGUAGUUUGUAUUUGACGGCCUGGCAAGUCGUGCAACUGGCCGAUCGCUGCUUCCACCGCGCUGGACAUUCGUUUGCCCUCCUCGAUGCCUUGCUUUUGCCGGGCUUGGAGGUGCCCCCGCAGCAGCCCGGCUGGCGGCGCUACUGCGACGAGUCCGGCCGGCAGUAUUUGGACGUCACCCCUCAGCUCUCCAUGGUCCUCGAGCGGCAGCUCUCCGAUGGUGGCCGUCGCUUGCGGCUCCAAGGGCUGGAGACGUUGCAGCUCACGGACCCCUUCCCGGACCUUUCGAAGAUCCUUUGGCUCCGCUUCCUGCGUGAUGGGGAAGAAUCCUCCUGCGCCAUACGCUUGGAGAACGGCCUGGGUCCACUCACUGAGGUGGAGAUGGAUUCGGAUGCCACGCUUCAUGUGUUGACCAAAGAAGAGUUCAUCUCUUGCAUUUUAGCGCAUCCGGAACUCAGUGAACCUCUACGACGGCACUCCUAUCUCGCAUUGGACGCCUUGGGGGCCUUGACCUUGGACGUCAUGGUGGAGUGGACCGCGGCGCAGUACUUGCCGGUGCUCUUUGGAGAUGGCCAGGGUUUGGCCGUUGGAGGUCACUCGCGCUUCGAGGACGGCGCGGGCCACGAGAUCAAGGUCUUUGGGAGCGAUACGAUUUGGGACUUUCUGGAGAAGCUCAAGAGUGCUUGCCAGGUGUUGGCCCUGAAGCUCCAACGGGCCGAGGCCUUGUCCAAGAAGUAUCAGGCUGUGGCUGGAUCAGGUCAACAUGAGGUCUAUGCCUUCGUCCCGCCCACCUCGAAUCCCAAGGACUCGUUGGAGGCAGUGGUGAAAGCGCACGGCGACACCAGCAGUUGGCAGAUCCUGGACAAGGAUUGCACCUUCCAGAGCUACGCAGGGCUCUUGAAGCACCAUGGCAUGCCACCGUGCUUGAAAGUGCAGUCCGGCGGGCAAAACUGCCGUCCGGAGCUGGCGGUUGAGGUGGAAGAGAUGAAAGGGACCGGAGAGACCGACCAGUCCACGAGGCGCACGACUGAAGCAAUACACCAAUGA
This is a messenger RNA of Durusdinium trenchii, 2880 nucleotides long. The record is from the annotation of a GenBank genome assembly. Lineage: Eukaryota; Dinophyceae; Suessiales; Symbiodiniaceae.